Messenger RNA from Lytechinus pictus (painted urchin), 3526 nucleotides. Its product is annotated as gamma-butyrobetaine dioxygenase-like. NCBI's taxonomy places the organism in Eukaryota, Metazoa, Echinodermata, Echinoidea, Temnopleuroida, Toxopneustidae. Gene Ontology annotation, molecular function: gamma-butyrobetaine dioxygenase activity. Gene Ontology annotation, cellular component: mitochondrion. The record is from RefSeq and is a predicted model, not a curated record. The transcript is spliced from 6 exons. The coding region runs from base 108 to 1643 and encodes 511 amino acids. Gene Ontology annotation, biological process: carnitine biosynthetic process.
CACUUCAGCUUGGGCAGUCAUAGUGACGGAAACGUACAUUUGCAAUGCUUGUGUCGUAAGACUUUUCCCUGGGAAUUAUUUACAGUGCAUAGCUGUGAAAUACAGCAAUGGCGUUUUCUUUUGUUUUAUCCCGAAGUCGUUUGCCAUGUCGGGUUAUAAAGCGGCAAUCUACUUUGUCAUCGACUUCUUAUUCGUCAAACCCGCUUUCGAUACCUGGCAAAUUAUGGACAUCAUCGCUCACACGUCGAAGUGACAAGUCCACUAAUUUCCCUAUCUUGGAUUUGUACCCUGACGUCCAACAACAAUCUCCAUUAACAUGGAAUUCCAGAACGACAUCACUUUCAUUGGAUCGUCGUCAUCCAGUCCGUUCAUUGACGAGAUCAUAUUCCACUGCAUACGCUACGGAGUCGAUCACCUAUCCAUCUAGCUGGAAAGCCUAUUCCGACGUCGAAAUCAAACGAAUUGAGUUGGCCUCAUCGAACGACAGACUGUGCAUAACAUGGAACGAUAGCAAUAGUACGACGUCGUCAUCUUCGUUGUCAUCAUCGUCAUCGUUUCCACUGAUAUGGCUUAGAGACAACUGUCGAUGUCCGGAGUGUUUUAGUGCUACAACGUUGAGUCGCAUCGCCCCUUUUAGAAAUAUAAAUGACAAUAGCAUUAAAGUCAACACGGUCUCGUUGGCCGACGAUUUAAAAUCUGUUAGCAUCAACUGGGGAGACGGUCACGUGAGCCAUUAUCCGGCAAGGUGGUUACGAUGUAACGCCUUCUCCGAGUCUGAACCGGACCCGCUAGCCGAUAUCCAACUCCAACUGUGGGACGCUUCGACGUGCCGUGAUCGUAUGCAAAAAUUCGACUUCAAUGACCUCCUGUCCGAUGACCGUGCAUUGUAUGACAUGUUGCUUGAAGUGAAGGUGCUCGGUAUAGCGUUGAUUGAGAAUACACCCCUCAGAUUUGGACAGCUUCACAGGCUAGGUGACAGAGUGGGCUUCCUUUUACCUAGCAAUUACGGUGAAACAUUUCAGGUCCAAAGUAAAGUAGGCGCCAGCAAUGCAGCCUACCUCGCAACGGAUCUACCGCUACACACAGACCUUACCUACUACAACAAUCAACCUGGGAUUCAGAUGCUUCACUGCAUACAGCAAGCCGAUCUUCAAGGGGGUGAGAACACCCUGGUUGAUGGGUUCAAGGUCGCCGAAGACAUCAUGAAGUCCUCGCCCGAUUCGUACGAUGUCCUCACGAAACAAAUCCUGGAGUUUUACGAUACUGGCACGGACAGCGUAGGAGAAUACUUCCAGCACUCCCGACAUUCUGUUCUCCGAUUGAAUGGGAAAAAUAAAGUUGACCAAGUAACUUUCAGCGAUCACGGACGGAGCGCAAUGACCCGGAUGCAAGUUGAUGACGUCAUCAAGACAUACAAAGCCCUGUCGUCUUUCACCGCCCGACUUUAUGCUCCUGAAAACGUCUUCGAAUACAAGAUGAAAGAUGGGGAAACGUUGAUCAUGGAUAAUUACCGAGUUCUUCACGGCCGAAAAUCGUUCACCAUGACUCCAGGUUCAGCUAGACAUCUUGAGGGAGGCUACUUUGAUUGGGAUACGGUCAUGUCUAAACUUCGGGUACUCAAGAAGAAUCUCGAUGCAAUGUAGUAGAUCGACGUCAUCGAGCCGCCAUCCUAGAGGCUGAAGCCAUUGCCUUGCAUGCGUUGGUGAAGCAGACCUGAGGUUGCACGGGCCUAACUACAACUGGCAGGCCAAAGAUAUUCAUUCUAGCCAACCCAUAGCUCAAUUUUUAAAUUUGAUAUUGCUGAUUGACAAAAAUGAAUGAACAUGACUGACAAUCUAACACUGAUUAUAGGGAGGGUACCUACUGAACUUCCUUUUUCCAAAUUGGACAGAUAUAUCACCACUAUGGAACUACAUUUUUACUGGCGGAAGAAUUAGGACCAUUUUACUCUCUCAAGUGAUGAAUUCGAUCCACUGAACUAGAAAUUCGUUCAGUGAUUCGAUCCCGUCAGGUGUAGUCUUCAUAAAUGCUGAUUUAUUUUUAAAAUGAGCCGGUCGAGGUACCCUUUUCUGGUCGGAUAUGGAAUGUCAGACAUUUAUCCUAUCCACUGGUAGUAAACAUUCAACCCUCGAAUUUCCUCAUUUUUUAUGAAUUUUUUUUAAGUACCACUUUAACACACGAGUCUAUGGGAAAUGAAUUAGCCCCUGUAGAGAUGAUCUGCAUCUCUAACAACUCCGUUUACGCGUAUUCCUAUAUCCUCUGAAGGAGGGCGCUAUAAGAUCAUGACGUCACAUAAGGUCAAUAUCCAGAUGGCUCCAGGAAGAGAAUGAUAAUGUUAUCAAACAUAAAAUGUUCGAAUCCCACCUAGGCCUAUAGCGUCCUUUGGCAAGAUGUCAAUCCACACUCUGCCACUCUCUAUUCAGGUGUUAAAUGGGUACCCUGCAUGGUAGGAUGCAAAAGCCUGGUAUGCCUUGCAAUGGAGUCUUGAAACAUGUCUCGGAAUCAUCCCCAGGGAGCGUCGUCAACAUUUAAAUAUUAACCAAGGUUAAGUUUUUUAAAUGUCAUCAUAACUUAGACAGUAUAUGAACCUAGUCCAUAAAACUUAAACAUAAGGGUAAUCAAGUAUUACUGAACAUCUUGCCUGAGUUUCAGGUCACAUGACUAAGGUCAAAGGUCAUUUAGGGUCAAUGAACUUAGACCAUGUUGGGGGAAUCAAUAUCGAAAUCUUAACCAAGAUUAAGUUUUUGAAAUGUCGUCAUAACUUCUAAAGCAGGGAUUCUCAAAUGGUGGCGCGCGCGCCACUUGUGGCGCACCGAGCCUUGCGGAGUGGCGCUCGGGAGCCGGUAUAAAAUAGAGUAAAAUUAAGGAAAAAUUGGGGAGAAAAAAUGUAUCUAUUAGUAACCUGGAAAUAAGGAUUAGGUGAUCAUUUUAAUACAAAGAGAAAACAAAAACUCUUUACUUGACACUUAAUUGCUAAUUGAUUUCCUCAGAGUUUGUCCAAUUUAGCACUCGAUAACCCCUGUUAUGGAGGAUCGAUGGUGUUCUCCUUUUUUAUUUGUUAUAUGCUGUACAAAGUUUAUGUCAAACACAAGUGAUCUGAAAACCCCGUUUGUAGGAUUUCUAUUUCAACGGCGAGAAAUUUUCCAUUUCCAGAGCAUACGUUUUGGUUAAGAGUUAAACAUCAAAUAGUAUGAUAUUCAAAGAACAUCCUGAUCAUAAAAGAUUAUGAAUAUGGGACAUAACAAGCUUUGUUUCCGGAGCUGAUUAAAAUCCGAAGUUGUAAAAGUGAAAUACAUUAUGCUCAGAUGUAUUGCCUGCCGUGAUUGCCUGCAUGCACUCUUGCUUAAUACGAAUUGAAUGAAUGAUACUGCACGUGAGUUGUAGAGAGAGAGGGGCAGUUUGGGGCGUUAGUGCAAUGAAACGCCUAAAUUUCAGCCCUUGCAAAAUCUAGGAACGUAACUUAUUCAGCCACUGGCGUACAGAUGGGGGUGGGGAUUGGGGGCCCCCAAGUGGUUCACGUCCAAGA